AUGAGCUCCACCGAGAAUACCGAACCCAAGGUCGGCGAGACUAAGCCUGCCGAGAUGGCUGAGAGCAAGCCUCUUACUUCAUCAUCCGUCUUCUCCAUGUUUGGCGGCGGCGCAAAGAAAGAGAAGAAGGAGGAUGAUGAUCGUGGUGAUGUUUCCGGUAGCGCCAAGGCCCAGCGCGAGGCCGCUGCUGCUGCGAAGGGUGACGACGAGGAGGAGGUGGCCCCCGAUUCGGAGGACGUCCACUUCGAGCCCGUCCACAAGCUCACCGAGAAGAUCAAGACAGUAACACACGAGGAGUCUGAGGAGGAGAUAUUCAACAUGCGAUGCAAGAUGUUUAAAUUCACUCAAGACUCUGAGGGUAAGGGUGAAUGGAAGGAGCGUGGUACUGGACCCCUCCGCCUACUGAAGCACAAGGAGAACGGCAAGAUCCGUCUAGUUAUGCGACGAGACAAGACCCUCAAGGUUUGCGCCAACCACUACAUCACCCCCGAGAUGACGAUCGCUCCAAUGUCUACCAGCGACCGUGCCUGGCUCUGGAAUGUGGGCGCUGAUGUUAGCGAGGGUGAACCCGAGGCUAUUACUGUCUCUGUUCGCGUAGCUAAUGCUGAGAAUGCUCAACUAUUUAAGGAAGCCUGGCUCAAGGCCCAAAAGGACAACGAGGUGCUCUUUGCCCAGGCAGCCCAGGCCAAGACCGAGACAGAGGAAUCCGAGCCUAAGGCGGAGGAAAAGAAGGAGGAACCCGCUGCUUCCUCGUAA
Molecule: messenger RNA, 756 nt
Organism: Daldinia childiae
Lineage: Eukaryota; Fungi; Ascomycota; Sordariomycetes; Xylariales; Hypoxylaceae
Product: Ran-specific GTPase-activating protein 1
Exons: 4
Coding region: 1-756 (251 amino acids)
Biological process (GO): nucleocytoplasmic transport
Cellular component (GO): cytoplasm; nuclear pore
Molecular function (GO): GTPase activator activity
Source: RefSeq, a predicted model, not a curated record